GCCCGCGGGUCAGGUCACCGCCUUCGGGGUGCCUUCCAGCCUCGGAAUCAGGAAGGGCGCCGACCCGGAGGAGGUAGAUGGGCCUGUGGCGGGGCCACGGCGGGCCUCCUCUGCUGGCACGCCUCCUCCACGGCCUACAGGGUGCGCCUGGCGUCGUUUUGCAGCUCAGGGUUUGCGGAGCUCAGAAAGCAGACGGACACCGUGGCCGCCUAAUUUUUCGGUGACCUGCCGCGGGGAGGACGGGGAACACUCGGCGAGUCCUGACUGUCGGCCUGGGCUGCUGGCGAGAUCUCCGUCACUGCCCGCGACCCCCACACCAGGCUGCCCUGCGGGUCUGUUCGUGGGUCCGUCUUGGCCACGAGAAGAGCUCGCCUCGCGUGUCCCCAGCCACGCUCACCAGCCCAUCCGGUGAGUCUCGUGGUGUCCUGGGAUGCUUCCUGUUGCCGACUCUGAGGUCUGCGUCUCCUGUAGGACCAGCUCUGCCGACCACCGCCGCACCUCCUGCAUUUAGCUCUGACCUGUGCAGACACGCCAAGGCAGGGGCAGGUUGAGAAUCUGUCUCUGAGAACCUGAAACUUUUCCUGCCGAUACGCCGCCCGCCCGUAUUUCCCAGCAGCCUUCCACCCCAGAACGUUCUGGAAAGAAUCCCACAGGGAGGGGGUCACCUCCCUGCUGCAGCCAAACAGACCUCACCCACCACUACCAGCGUUAAGUCAGAACGGCCAGAGGAAGAUUCUGCCAGCAUUUCCCUUGAGCUGGUCUGCAGACCCCUUCGGCUGGGAACCUGCCCCAGGAGCUCUCCGUCGGCAAACAGAGAGCCCACAGUGCCUCGGGAAAAAUUGGCUGAAUAAAAGGGCAAUCAGGACGCCACGGCUCCGCCUGAAGCGAUGGCCCAGCCCUACCCCCCCGCCCAGUACCCCCCUCCGCCACAGAACGGCAUCCCCGCCGAGUACGCGCCACCCCCUCCGCACCCCACGCAGGAGUACUCGGGCCAGACCCCGGUCCCCCCGGAGCACGGCAUGACCCUGUACACACCAGCACAGACCCACCCCGAGCAGCCGGGCCCCGAGGCCAGCACGCAGCCCAUCGCUGGGGCCCAGACUGUGCCGCAGACAGACGAGGCGGCACAGACGGACAGCCAGCCGCUCCACUCCUCCGACCACACAGAGAAGCAGCAGCCCAAGCGGCUACACGUCUCCAACAUCCCCUUCCGGUUCAGGGACCCCGACCUGCGGCAAAUGUUCGGGCAAUUCGGAAAAAUUUUAGACGUGGAGAUCAUUUUUAACGAGCGGGGCUCCAAGGGUUUUGGGUUUGUAACUUUUGAAACUAGCUCAGAUGCUGACCGAGCCCGGGAGAAGCUGAAUGGGACGAUCGUAGAGGGACGGAAAAUUGAGGUCAAUAACGCCACAGCCCGCGUCAUGACCAACAAGAAGACUGCGAACCCCUACACUAACGGCUGGAAGCUAAACCCCGUGGUGGGCGCAGUCUAUGGGCCUGAAUUCUAUGCAGUGACGGGGUUCCCCUACCCCACCACGGGCACGGCCGUAGCCUACAGGGGCGCGCACCUACGGGGUCGGGGCCGGGCCGUGUAUAAUACGUUUCGGGCUGCGCCGCCCCCGCCCCCCAUCCCAACUUAUGGAGCGGCACUGGAGCAAACGCUUGUUAAAAUGCCAGUCCCAUGGGCAGGGCUGGCACCCUGCCCCCUCCCUCCUCAGCAGACGCCGGAGCCGGCCUGCCCACCACUCUCUUGUCCGUUUGCUUCCAGGGUCGUGUAUCAGGACGGCUUUUAUGGUGCUGAGAUUUAUGGGGGCUAUGCAGCCUACAGAUACGCUCAGCCUGCAGCAGCAGCCGCGGCCUAUAGCGACAGUUACGGCAGAGUCUAUGCGGCCACCGACCCCUACCACCACACCAUCGGCCCCCCAGCGACCUACAGCAUCGGAACCAUGGCUAGCCUCUGCCGAGGAGGGUACAGCCGCUUCACCCCCUACUAGCAAGAGGGCCCAGCCCCUAGCAGCAUUCACACUGACUGCCCAGUACACACCACACCCAGCAGGCCAAAACCAGGCACAGCCACCGGGAGGACAGUGCGCCCCCCCCAGUCAGCGGCACGCGACGCUAAAGUCCAUAGGUUUUUCCUCCAGCCAGCUGGUGUCCCUGCCCCUCACCAUGGCGUGUGUGUCUUUGACCCUGGUUACCCCUGUGUGUCUGAAACCUUGCUUCCUAUUUUGACUUUGUUGACGUUGUGACCCCCAAGCCAUUUCAGGUACGGUAUGCACACAGUGGGAGGGGCUAGGCUGGGCACGACACCCCCUCCCCCUCCCCGAGAGCUGGCAGUAGAGCCCACCAGGGCGACACCCACCCCCCCCCCCGUCAUCCCCCG
Molecule: messenger RNA, 2380 nt
Organism: Prionailurus viverrinus (fishing cat)
Lineage: Eukaryota; Metazoa; Chordata; Mammalia; Carnivora; Felidae
Gene: RBFOX3
Product: RNA binding fox-1 homolog 3
Exons: 15
Coding region: 888-1991 (367 amino acids)
Biological process (GO): nervous system development; regulation of alternative mRNA splicing, via spliceosome
Cellular component (GO): cytoplasm; nucleus
Molecular function (GO): mRNA binding
Source: RefSeq, a predicted model, not a curated record